AUUUUUAAUAUUAUGGCCUCUUCUAUGGCAAAUAAGAAGGAAACUUUUGAUUGGCUUGUUAAAAUUCUAUUGAUAGGGGAUUCUGGUGUUGGGAAAACGAAUGUGCUAUUACGAUUUUGUGAAAAUAAUUUCCAGCCAUCAUACUUAUCAACAAUUGGAAUAGAUUUCAAAAUAAAAUCGAUCGAUGUUGAAGGAAAGAAAAUAAAGAUGCAAAUAUGGGAUACUGCAGGAUAAGAGAGAUUUAAGACGAUUACUCAAACUUAUUAUAAAGGAGCUAUGGGGAUCAUCCUCGUAUAUUCUGUAGAAGACAGAGAAUCAUUUAACAAUAUUUCUAAUUGGAUGAAUCAAAUUAAGUAACAUGCAAGUGAAAAUGUAUGUAAAUUACUAAUAGGUUUAUAUUUUAAUUUUAUUCAUUUACCCUAGGAAACAAAAUUGAUGUGCCAAAUAGAAAAGUCUCUAAAGAAGAAGGAGAAUCAUUAGCUAAACAGUUUGGAGUCCCUUUUUUUGAAACUUCAGCAAAGGAAGGUACAUAAGUGUCAGAUGCCUUUUAUGCAAUUGCCAAAGCAGUCAAAGCAAAUCUAUAAAAUGAAAAAUCACCCAAUCCAAGUGUUCCUUCGAGUGGAAAUUCAAAAUUAAAAUCAAAUAAUCCUGCUGCAGAUGAAAAAAAGAAUGGUGUAUGUUGCUGAUCUGAAUAACAAUUAAACAAC
Messenger RNA from Paramecium octaurelia, 707 nucleotides. The record is from the annotation of a GenBank genome assembly. NCBI's taxonomy places the organism in Eukaryota, Ciliophora, Oligohymenophorea, Peniculida, Parameciidae.